This is a messenger RNA of Nymphalis io (European peacock), 1614 nucleotides long. Its product is annotated as cholinesterase 2-like. The record is from RefSeq and is a predicted model, not a curated record. Bases 1 to 1614 code for a protein of 537 amino acids. Lineage: Eukaryota; Metazoa; Arthropoda; Insecta; Lepidoptera; Nymphalidae. The transcript is spliced from 3 exons.
AUGUGGGCAACAACCUGGCUCGUGGUGCUGGCACUUGGGCUCACCCAGGGCACGCUGAGGUUAGACCCCCUAGUAGACACACAACAGGGUCUGAUAAGGGGUCUGAGGGCCGAUGACGGUGACUACUCCAUGUUCUUGGGCAUACCAUACGCUAGAGUCGAUGAAGAUAAUCCUUUCGGGAAAUCGACCCCACACCCAAAAUUCGAUGAUAUCUUCGAAGCUUACGACGAUUCAGCGAUAUGUCCACAAGUCGAAGAGUUCGGCAACACGAUCGUGGGUAGUCUGGACUGCUUGCAUUUGAAUGUAUACGUGCCAAACAAGGCCAGUAGUAGGAACAAGCUGCCAGUCCUGGUCUGGAUAUAUGGGGGGGGCUUCACUAUUGGCUUCGCGAAUAGAUACUUAUAUGGUCCGAAAUUUCUGGUCCAACACGACGUUAUCCUGGUCACACUUAAUUACAGAUUAGGCCCAUAUGGUUUCAUGUGCUUAGACACACCAGAGGUUCCUGGUAACCAGGGUCUCAAGGACCAACUGUUGGGCAUGCGUUGGGUGAAGGAAAACAUUGGUUAUUUCGGCGGUGAUACCAAUAAGAUAACUUUGAUGGGCGAAAGCGCGGGCGCCGCGUCUGUUGAGUACCACUUAUACUCAAACCAGGAGAGGUUGUUCAAUCAGGCAAUCCUGCAGAGCGGUUCAGCACUGUCUCCUUGGGCUUUAGUAGAGUCAGAUCCGACAGUACCUUUGAAAAUCGCUGAACGUCUAGGCUACCAAACGGAAGACCUAUCUGAGGCGUUAGCAUUCCUAAAAGGCAUCGACACGAAACUAGUAAUCGCGGCCACAUCCGAAUUGGAUUUAGGCUUUCGGGCUUGCGUGGAAAAACAAUUCGAUGACGACGAAGGUUUUCUGACUGAACAUCCACAAAAUGUGGACGUACCUAAAGUUAGGAAUAUGCCAGUUCUAUCCGGUUUCAAUAGCAACGAGGAUCUUGUCAAUUACGCUUAUAAAACUGCCGAUGAAUACCUGAGCGUCUUCAACAAUUUAUUGAAGACGACCUUUAAUUAUGAUGAUGAUUUCACUGCAAUGGAAGACAUCGUUCGUCACUUUUACAUCGGUGACGAGGAGGUGAGUGAUGAAGUAAAAGGCAGCAUCACCGAUUUCAGUUCAGACUUCCGUUUCACGUAUCCAGUGCAGAGGAGUUUGAAGAAAUUCCUCGAGAACGGUGCCAAGGAUAUCUUCCAAUACGUGUUCUCGUACAGUGGGGGAAGGAAUUUCGCCAAGACGAUAGAAAAUGUUACGGGUGACGGUGCAUCGCACGCCGACGAAAUCGGUUACCUUUUCGAUCUGUCCUACGACAAAGCGACGCCUUCGGAAGACGAUCAGAGAAUCAUUGACCAGAUGACCACGCUCUGGACAAACUUCGUUAAAUACGGAAAUCCAACACCAGAGACAACAGAACUCCUGCCCUUGAAAUGGAUUCCAAUAACGAAUGAAACUUACAACUAUCUCGACAUCGACAAGGAGCUGUCUUUGAAGAAGCGACCGUUUCACGACAGACUGGCUUUUUGGGAGCUGUUCUACCAGGUCAACGAAGAUAAGCUAAAGAGUCACAAUGGAGAUUGA